This is a messenger RNA of Staurois parvus, 507 nucleotides long. NCBI's taxonomy places the organism in Eukaryota, Metazoa, Chordata, Amphibia, Anura, Ranidae. The record is from the annotation of a GenBank genome assembly.
CAGGUGGCGCACUCGUCUCCUUUUCUGGUAUUUUCUCCACUCUCCUUCACAGUGCCGGUUCUGUCUGGGCUGCUCCAUCCGGAGUGUCAAUCAGACGUUUUCCAGCAUUAUGUCCGCAGUCUCUGGUCAUCCCCUGUACUGUGUCCGCAGUCUCCGGUCAUCUCCUGUACCGUGUCCGCAGUCUCCGGUCAUCUCCUGUACCGUGUCCGCAGUCUCCGGUCAUCUCCUGUACCGUGUCCGCAGUCUCCGGUCAUCUCCUGUACCGUGUCCGCAGUCUCCGGUCAUCUCCUGUACCGUGUCCGCAGUCUCCGGUCAUCUCCUGUACCGUGUCCGCAGUCUCCGGUCAUCUCCUGUACCGUGUCCGCAGUCUCCGGUCAUCUCCUGUACCGUGUCCGCAGUCUCAUCUCCGGUCAUCUCCUGUACCGUGUCCGCAGUCUCCGGUCAUCUCCUGUACCGUGUCCGCAGUCUCCGGUCAUCUCCUGUACCGUGUGUCCGCAGUCUCCUGGU